GUAAGAGCUACACGCUCUGACUCCUCCUAUAGUAUUUUAAAUAUCUGUCUAAAAUCUACGAAGAGAAAGAGGAUUUAUUUGCUCUCUGUGAAAUCAGCAUUGGUGGACUAGCAGUGCCAAAUUAAAGGAUCAUCUAUAAUUGCUGAAAUGAAUGACCAGUGGAAUUCAGCAUUUACAGACAAUGUCUACAUAUCAAAAAGAAGCAUUAGAAAGAUUCUCAUCAGCAAGAGGCAUUAUGUACGGGCAGAGAGUAACAUUACUGUCCAUGAAACCAAGACAGAGAAUUUCAAUCAAUCUAAUGGUGAGGAGACAACUUGUGAAAAAAGAGAAACCAAGGAACCAAGUGUGCAAGAGAUGAUUAACUUAAAUCCAACAACUCAAGCUACAUGCUCUUUCUCUGAAAGAUCUGAACAAUCUUCUCUGAAGGGUGGAAGAGUUGAUGUGGCUGAUGUGGAAACGGCACCUGGAUCUGAACCUAAAUCCCAAAUCUUGACUCAUGAAAGAUGGCAAGAGGCCAGUUUUCCCAAAGUGAAUGUGAAACAAACGGUGGACAUCACUAAGCCAUACUCACAGGGAGAGUUUCCAAGUAAACAGAAGAGUGAUGUGCUAGACAAAUAUGAGGUGGAGGAAGAAGAGAUGGAGAGACCAACAGCUCCACAAAACCAGGCUUUGAAAAGUCAGUUUUUGUUUGCUACUAUGAAAAAGCGAGGAAUGGAGGGAGACACAGAAAACCGUCCAUACAAGUGCCCUUACUGUAACUGGGCUUUUAAAAAGUCCAGCAACCUGUUGAGCCAUAUUAAAACUCACCGUGGCCUCAGACCGCAUGUUUGUGACAUGUGUGGGAAGGCCUACUCACACCAGGGUACUCUUCAGCAACACAAACGGCUACACACUGGCGAAAGGCCGUACCAAUGUCCUUUCUGCAAAAAAACCUACAUCUGGUCCUCAGACUUCCGCAAACAUAUUCGAACACACACAGGGGAGAAGCCCUACAUCUGCGAGGAAUGUGGCAAAGACUUUGUGCGCUCCUCCGACCUGCGGAAACAUGAGCGGAACAUGCACACCAACAACAAGCCCUUUCUCUGCAAGCAGUGUGGCAAAACCUUUAACAAGCCGCUGUCUCUUCUCCGUCACGAGCGCACACAUUUGGGUGAGAGGCCCUUCAUAUGCCCAGAGUGUGGGAAGUCAUUCGCUCUAGCCAGCCGCAUGACAGAGCACAGGAAGAUCCAUAGUGGCGUGCGCCCCUAUACCUGCCCAGUUUGCUCCAAAGCAUUCACCAAGUCCUCCAACCUUACCGAACAUCUUACAGUUCAUACUGGAGUACGGCCUCACAAAUGCUCUGAGUGUGGCGUGGCAUUUGCCAUGGCAUCCCGGCUGGUGCGCCACCAGCGUAUCCAUGCGACCAUGCAGCCUCAUCAAUGCCAAGGUUGUAAUGUGUCAUUUAGCCACCUAGCGGAACUGGAGACGCAUCAGGAGCAGCAUACGGAGAGCAUGAUCUUUGUUUGUGGGCAGUGCUCUAAGUCCUUUCCCGAGGAGGCUUUGCUCAAAGAACACAUGCAAAGCCAUACAGACACUGAAACCUGCAAUGCCCUUUUAUCUAUGAAGUAGCCCGAAGUGAACUGUAAAGCAACAUUGCAUUCUACAAUUUUAUAGCCUUAACAACAAAACAUAACCUGACAAAGCAUUGUUCAAGAAAAAAAACAUCAAAGAGCCCCGUAAUGCCCAUUUUAACUGGCCUUAAUCUGACAAAUGACAGGAAAAUACAGGGACCAAACGAUUUUGGAUUUCAAGUACAUUGCUGUGUAUAUUGCUAGCAUGGAAACACACAAGUUACAGAUUUACAAUAUGUUCAUGGCACAUGAUAGCCUCUUGCCUACAAUGCAGAUUCUGUGUGUAUGUGUGGGAGAGAAACAGAAAACAUGAGGAGCAGUAGUGUAAAUGCUGAACGUGGUGUCAAAAUACAGGUACAGUGCUAUUUCACGUUGUUAAAGAUUUUCCAAGCAAAAGGAAAAUGUGUUUACGGUUUUUUCUUUUCUAAAAUGAAAGGUUUUGUUUAUUGUCUAAAAUAUUGUUUUGAUUAUUGUUGUUUAAUACCAACUUUCAUCUUCAUUUAAAAUUAUGUUGGACACAUCUGGGGGUUGUAGAACAGUAGUAAACACUGGUUGCUUUCUCUAUGUGUCUCCGAGAAUGCCACACUGCUGAUCAUAUUUGUCCCUCUACUCAU
Molecule: messenger RNA, 2224 nt
Organism: Triplophysa dalaica
Lineage: Eukaryota; Metazoa; Chordata; Actinopteri; Cypriniformes; Nemacheilidae
Gene: znf648
Product: zinc finger protein 648
Exons: 2
Coding region: 148-1608 (486 amino acids)
Biological process (GO): regulation of transcription by RNA polymerase II
Cellular component (GO): PcG protein complex; transcription regulator complex
Molecular function (GO): RNA polymerase II cis-regulatory region sequence-specific DNA binding; DNA-binding transcription factor activity, RNA polymerase II-specific
Source: RefSeq, a predicted model, not a curated record